AUGGUCUCCACUACUAUCAACUUCUCCGGCCUCAUGUGCCUCGUUCUUGCUCUCGGCCCUGCCAACGUCCUCUCAGCUCCCCAGCUGCCCGCUCUCCCAUUCCCAGAGCUCAUCAACCACGGCCCGGAGACCACCACCCACGGCCCAGGAAACACCGAAACCUCCGCCGGUCACGGCGUCAACAUGGACAUCCCCGGCGGCCCUAACGUCGACGUCGGCGCCGGCUUCCACGACGUCCACCGCGGCCCCUGCGGCCCUGGCUCCGGCAGCGACCAAAGCGCCGGCGCCGGCGUGUUCAUCAACAUGCCCGGCGGCCCUGACAUCGACGUCGGCCAAGGCAUGCACAACCACCAAGACGGCUUCCCUUGCCCCGAGCCUCCUGUCGUGCCCGUUCCCGUCACCACCACCAUCAACCCUGCCCCCGUUGUUGUGCCCACCACCACUGAGACCUACACUCCUCCCACCUGGACUGCCAUCACCGCCAUCCUCCCACCCACCUUCACAACCCCCAUCUCCGUCCCUCUCACCACCGCCCCACCCGCAUGGGCACCCGCCGUUCCCACCGUGCGCUCAACUCCUCUCAUCCACCCCGCACCAACCGCAUCGGCCUCUCCCUCCGCCGUGCCCUAUGUCCCCGUCUUCAAUGCCGGGUCGUCUCUGGUUCCCGGAUCCGUUCUUGCUUUGGCUCUCCCCGCUAUUUUGGCUUUCUUCUAA
Messenger RNA from Penicillium griseofulvum, 714 nucleotides. RefSeq names its product putative cell wall protein. The coding region runs from base 1 to 714 and encodes 237 amino acids. The transcript has a single exon. Lineage: Eukaryota; Fungi; Ascomycota; Eurotiomycetes; Eurotiales; Aspergillaceae. The record is from RefSeq and is a predicted model, not a curated record.